Molecule: messenger RNA, 4094 nt
Organism: Rhinopithecus roxellana (golden snub-nosed monkey)
Lineage: Eukaryota; Metazoa; Chordata; Mammalia; Primates; Cercopithecidae
Gene: SRA1
Product: steroid receptor RNA activator 1
Exons: 5
Coding region: 2765-3472 (235 amino acids)
Biological process (GO): regulation of transcription by RNA polymerase II
Cellular component (GO): nucleus
Source: RefSeq, a predicted model, not a curated record
UUACUGGGGCUCAGGGUUGGCAGCCUCUUUAGAGAUCACAAACCUGGGCUGAUUCUGCAUCAUUAAUGUUUUGGCCCUCAUGUUGUUUUUAGUAAGUUUUAAUUAGUUGCCAAUACUUAAAGGCCAGGACAUUUCACAUAAUAAUCGCUAUUCUUGUUUUUCUUAAAAUAUCAAGAGCUCUGGCACUCAGUUCACACGUGUAAAUGUCAGCAUGCAGCCAGAGUUGUGCAGAAGCUGUGCCCUAAAGAGUUGGCAUUGUUCCUGUUUGUCCCAUUUAGGUUUAUUUCCUGGCAUCUGUGGGCAUUUGAGUGUGGGCUGCUUAUACUUUGUUUGUUCAGUUUGCUCAUUUCAACAAAUAUGAAUGCCUAUAGGGUCCCAGGCACCAUAGUUGACCCUGAGAAUUUAGUGCUAUAGAGGGCACAGCCCUUGCCUUCACAAAACACUUAGGAUAGAGCCAAGAUAGACCAGAAAUAAGUUGUACACCACUGGUUAAUGGAAGAGGUGGCCCCUUUAGGGGUCAGGAAGGCUACCUGUAAGAGGUGAUAGAAAACUGACAGUCCAAGAGGGAAGUUAGCCAGGGGAAGGGGAGUUGGGCAGGUGUACCAAGCACAGGGAACCUUAGCUGUGAAGGUGAGAGAUAUUAGUGGAUGAGAGUAUCUGAAAGAAUCUAGUGUAUCUGGCAUGCAAGGGGGAUGUAGUAAGAGAUGAGAUCAGAGAGAAUGACAGAAGCCAGGUUAUGGGGGACCUCGUAGGUCAGGGUGAUGAGUUUAUCUGGAGGCACUGGGAAUCACUGAAGCCCCACAGUGAAGUCAGGGUUAUGUAUUAGGAUGACCACUUAAGCUAUAGCAUGGGUAAAGAUUUGGAGGACAUGAGAGGAGGUAGGAAGGCCAAUUAGGACGCCUUUGAGCCAUUCAGAUGAGAUGAGUGGGAGCAGUUGCAUUGGGGCUGGAGUUUGAGUUGUACACCCUUACCCUCAACUAGGGAAUCUGCUUGGCCAGGGACUAGUCCCCACCAGUGAGAGAUGGAAAAGAGCCAACAUAGUGGUACAUGUAAUUAAGAGUUCAGGCUCUGCAAUCAGAGAACUAGGUUUGAAUGCCAUUUCUGCCUUUCUCGGGCUGUGUGACCUUGGGCAAGUCAUAUACUCUCUGAAUCUCAAUUUCCUCAUUUGCAAAACAGGGAUAAUAACCCCUCAUAAAUAACUGAAUUAUACAAAGCACUUAGCAGUGUCCAGCCCGCCCUCCUUAAGUGUCUGAUAGUUUUAUGAUUUUGUUAUUGAGCUACCUGGGAAUGCUCUAGAAACUCCACAUGUGGCCGACUACCAACCUUGUUAUCAGACAGAAGCUUUGGCCAGUUCCCUGUCCGGCAGAAGCUUUCAGGGAGUCUAGGGGCAGAAAGUAGCUGGAUCCUCACAUUCCCCUUCUCCCUAGGUUCAGUACCAGAAGUGUCUUGUGGCCUCUGCAGCUCGAGGCAAGGCCUGGGGUGCCCAGGCCCGUGCCCGCCUGCGGCUCAAGCGGACCAGCUCCAUGGAUUCCCCAGGAGGUCCCCUGCCCCUCCCCCUGCUCAAAGGAGGGGUUGGUGGUGCAGGGGCAACCCCUCGAAAGCGGGGUGUCUUCUCUUUUCUUGAUGCCUUCCGGCUGAAACCCUCUCUGCUCCACAUGCCCUAAACUUACCUGGGAAGGCUAGGGAAGGAGGCUCUGGGUCCAUGCCUAACUCUGUACCCUUUUAUUCCUCAAGGCCUAUAGCCUGUCACCCCUUGAAGCCUUCUCUGCCUGUCCCUCUGAUCCUUGUCCACCGUCUGUUUAUUGCCCAAUUUAUUGUUUAUAUGGAUGACUGGGAGGCACUGCAACCACAAUGUAGGACCCUGGCUUCCCUUUCCUUGGGUCCUUGUGUUCCUUGCCCCUGUCCAACCCUGGACAGUUGGCUCUACCUCAGUAACACUUUCUAGCAAAAUCAGUGCAAAUAAAAAUCCCUCAGUGACCUCACUGGAUGUGAGUAUAUUGGGCCUGGGACAGGGCUGGGGGUUAACAGCCUGUGUGAGAUGAGCGUCUUUGUGUCUGUGCUUGAUGUUGGUGGCUCUCUGUAGUCACAUGACAGCAUGGGUGUGAUGGAGAUCUGACUUCAUUCAUUCAACAAACAUAUUUUCUAAGGAGUUCCCUGUGCCAGGCACUAAGCUGGGCACUGGGGAUGUAAUAAAAUAGACAAGGUCCCACCUUCUGAGACUGUCAGACAGGGAAAUGAACAAGAGUCAAAUAAGACAGAAGAUGUGAUGUAAUAUAACUAGGAAAUCUUAGAGGGUUGUAGGGUUGUGGGAGCUCAAGUAAGACACUUAAACUGGCCUGAGACAUUCCAGAAGGCUUCCUGAAGAACUGACAUCUGAGCUGAGAACUGAAGGAAGAUGAGUACUAGUUAGUGAGGCUACCGGACGUGAAUGUGGAGAUUGUGCAGGACAAUGCAGGAGGAGGCUGUAGAAGUCAACCUGGCUAGAUCACAGCGGGGCGUAUGCGGGGCAGGAGCUUCUGGUGGUUCGAACUUGCUCCUGAGAGGAUGGGGGCUCCCAGAGCGCUGGCUCCUGGACAACAACCUCCUUUGGUGCCUUGUGACCAGGGCCCUGAUGGUUCAUUAGAUGGAGCCUUCGAGUCUUAGGGAGUUGCCGCAGGGUCCCCACAGCAGCUCCCGACGGCUGUGAACGAGCACCCAUCCUCCAGGGCUCCCGGCAACCCGCCUGGCCUGGGACGCGGCUCAACUGUGAGCGGCCGUCCCGGAAAUGACGCGCUGCCCCGCUGGCCAAGCGGAAGUGGAGAUGGCUGAGCUGUACGUGAAGCCGGGCAACAAGGAGCGCGGCUGGAACGACCCGCCGCAGUUCUCAUACGGGCUGCAGACCCAGGCCAGCGGACACAGGCGCUCGCUGCUCACCAAGAGGGUCGCCGCACCCCAGGAUGGAUCCCCCAGAGUCCCUGCAUCAGAGACUUCUCCUGGGCCUCCCCCAGUGGGGCCUCCACCUCCUUCAAGUAAGGCUCCCAGGUCCCCACCUGUGGGGAGUGUUCCUGCCUCUGGUAUGGAGCCUACAAGUUUCCCAGUCGAGUCUGAGGCUCUGAUGGAGGAUGUGCUGAGACCUUUGGAACAGGCAUUGGAAGACUGCCGUGGCCACACAAGGAAGCAGGUAUGUGAUGACAUCAGCCGACGCCUGGCACUGCUGCAGGAACAGUGGGCUGGAGGAAAGUUGUCAAUACCUGUAAAGAAGAGAAUGGCUGUACUGGUGCAAGAGCUUUCAAGCCAUCGGUGGGACGCAGCAGAUGACAUCCACCGCUCACUCAUGGUUGACUAUGUGACUGAGGUCAGUCAGUGGAUGGUAGGAGUUAAAAGAUUAAUUGCAGAAAAGAGGAGUCUGUUUUCAGAAGAGGCAGCCAAUGAAGAGAAAUCUGCAGCCACAGCUGAGAACCACACCAUACCAGGCUUCCAGCAGGCUCCAUAAUCCUCGGUUCUGCAGACUCACCGGACACCAUCUCCUAUGCCUUGGAGACCUUCUCUCACUUGGCUCCCUUCUUACCACCACCAAGACUGUCCCACUGGGCCUGACCCACCUAUAAGGGAAGAGGUCCCACCUGGGUCAGAGGGAGUUCAUGUGUUACUCGUAACAUGCAUUUCAAUAAAAACAUCUCUGUGGUGGGCCUUGGGUAGGAGAGAUGAACCCUUACUGUGCCAAGCUAGUCCCCUCUGGUGUCCUCAACUGCCCUACCCCCUGUGCAUCUGCAAACGUCUGUUCUCCCUUCUCCAUUCAUCAGGAAGGGAUCUGCUGGGUACAGUCAGACUACUGCCUACCUCUUUUUCCCAAAUUAGACUGAAAGCACAUCCUGUGCUGGGUGGAGCAGCUCUGUGUUUGGAUGGUUUCAUUUCAGCAUGAGAACAGACUCAAAUAGAACGGGGAGACUUUUCCCUCAACAAAAAGAAAGACAGUCCUAUUUGCACUGUAUCACCCUUGAGGUACAGGUGUUACAGACAUUAGAACCACACUGAGUGGGGUUUUUGCUGUAUAAAUCCAAGGAGAAAAAGACCAAAUUACUGAGAUUUGGGAUUUUAACUGACAUGCCAAACAA